Messenger RNA from Hydra vulgaris (swiftwater hydra), 3978 nucleotides. Its product is annotated as BAI1-associated protein 3. The record is from RefSeq and is a predicted model, not a curated record. Gene Ontology annotation, cellular component: secretory vesicle. Lineage: Eukaryota; Metazoa; Cnidaria; Hydrozoa; Anthoathecata; Hydridae.
AAGUAAACUUGUAUAUUUAUUGAACUCCUACCGAUUGCAUAUUUUGGUUUCAAAAUCUUUCAAAAAGGGCGACAGUACAACUUGUUUGUGAGUCGUAAUUAACAAUUAAAAUUCUCUAUUGUAACGUGGGGAAUAAUUACCAGAAAAAUGUCAAUAAAGAAACACUUUAAAAUGCAAAAUGGAGAACAAACAAGGCGGCGUGUAUCAAUUAGACGUAAAGUUGGAUCACAAGCAAGUCGACAACUUAUGUUAAAUCUUGGAGAUUCUAUGGCUCUGGCUCAAAAUGAUACCCAAUCUCAUAGAGGCAAGGUAUUAGAUGGAUCAUUUUUUGAGGAUAUGACAGUUUUAGAAGCUAAUCAAAGCAGUCGAGUUGAAAAAGCAUACAACUCAAUUAAAGAAAGAAAUUUUGAUGCAGAAGAUGUAUGGUCCAUAGACCAAUCAAUUUUUAAACCACCAGAGAAAGAAAAAGCUCUCCUUCUCUACAAGGAACUAGUAUAUACCAUGAAAUAUCAACUAGGUAAACGUGAUCAGAGUGGUGAUUCUUUGAGUGAUGGGGAAAUCUUUGGCUAUGGAAAACAGGUUUUUGGCAUAAGUGCUUCCGAACACAAAACUAUUUAUGAUGAAGUUUCAAAGCUUAAACCUCCAGAAUGUUAUUUGAAUCUAAAAGUGAUUGGAGCUGCUGGAUUAGACCCAAAAGAUGCUAAUGGAUUUAGUGAUCCAUACUGCAUGAUAUCUGUAAUUGACAUUGGUGAAGGAGAUGUUAAGGAUAAAAGUAAAAAAAAAAAAAAAGUUUUGCGUGAUUUCCAAAAGGAAGAAGAUAUAAAGUUAACAAAGAUAAAAUUAAAAACGUUGCAUCCUGAAUGGAAUCAACAUUUUAAGUUUGUGGUCAACGAUGUCAAAAAUCAAGUUCUUAGGGUGGAUAUCUGGGACAAAGAUGACAAUACAGUUGUUUGGGAUUCUAAUAAUGCUAUAACCGCUAUUAAAGGUGUCAAAGGGGCAGGAAGGUUUCUUAGAGAAAUGUAUCAGUCUGCUAGGUCACCUGAUUCUUUUUUGGAUGAUUUCAUGGGAUUAGUUGAAAUUCCCCUGAAGAGUUUACCAGAAGAAGGUCUUGAUUCAUGGUUUCAGUUAGAACCUCAAUCUGAGAAGAAAAAAGCUAAUGGCAAGUUGCAUCUCAAAAUGUCUCUUUCAGCAAAGGUUUCAUCAAAAAGUACAAGUAUAGCGCAUGCAGUGAAUAAGGACUUUGGUAACAAUUCUACCCUUACCUCAGAUCAAAUUUAUGAUGAGUUCCUCAAUUAUUUUGUUCGAUAUGAUUGCCAACGAAACAUAGACUUUGAACCAGGAAAAUAUUGGGAUGGUGCAAUCAUGGAUAAAGCAGAAAUAGUACUUAAACAGUACUGUGUGCAGCAUGAAGUGUCUAAACUCCAACAAAUUGUUGUACAAUGGAAAGUAUAUAGCUACCUGUGCCAAAAAACAUUGUUAUCUUAUAAAAAACUUAUUGAUCUUCUCUUGAUAUAUAGUGAGGAAAGUUGUUUAGAUGAGUUAUCAGAAAAGGAAAAUGAAGAUUUUUUAAUUUCAUUGGAAACAUUCUGUAACCAUGGCGAACAUCUGUUAAGCAAAUACCGAUACAUAUUUUCUGCAGGAAAUCCUGAUAAAAUAUUGCAACUAACUCAAUUACUUAUGUGUCUAGACAAAAUUCACAAACUUCCAGUUUAUGCAAACAAGUUUCCUCAUAAGCAACUUUCCAAGCGAGUUGCUGAUGAAAUUGAGAAAAGUACAACAGAGUGGUUUUUUCUCACUGAAGCAUUUUAUCAGUCAGUUUCUCAAACGCCAUUAGAUGAACUUAAAAAGUUAGUACAGUUGACCAACACCAUCAUUGCUGAUUUGAAAAUAGGCGCAUCAGAUUAUAAACCUGUGUUUCAAAUAGUAGAAAUAGACUACAAUGCUGUUGUGUUUAACAAGAUUGAGUUACUAUUGUCUGAAAUAGUUGAAACUUGUGCAUUGAAAUCAGAAGGUGAGCUUAUUGCAAAAGGUAGUCAAGAGUUUGGAACAGCUAUGUUUGAACUAUUUAUUGCUGUGCGGCAUUUGCAUUCUUUCAAGAAGAGUAUUCCACAAGAAAAUACACGCAAAGGAGGACUUGACAGCUAUUGCGAUUGGUUUAAAAAAGGUGUUAUUAAAUGGUUAGAUAUUGCUACAUUAAAAGCAGAACAACGGAUUGAAAAAGCUGUUCUAAUUGAUGAGGUACGUGUUAUUGAUUCCAUGGUCAAACAUUCCACAUCAGCUGUUGAUGUAACUUGUUGUUUGGGGCAGAUAUGUAUUUUCUGGAAAAAUCUUGAAUGGCCAGACGUUAGUGGAGCCUACAUGUUUCUUUCACAGAUAUCUGGGAUUAUUGGCAAAUGCGCUAUGGACUAUGCUGAAAUGAUAUUCCAAAAAUUAAAAGUGAAAGGAUUCUAUGACAAUGAAGGGCAAUUUGAUGUAACAGAUCAAUUAUGCAUUAUGAUGAACAACAUGGCGCAUGUCUUGGAGUUUCUCAAUUAUGUUCCAGAAGCUCUUGAAUACGAAAAAGUUGUAAAAGCCAUGGUUAUUAUACAUGGUGAGGAUAGAUUAGAACAACUUCAGGCUACCCUUAAAAAUAUCAUUCUAUGUGCACAAGAAGAUAUGGACAACAAGUUAGAACAGAUAAUUAAACAAGUUGGACGCAGGGUUAAAGAAAGUUUUAGCGGUUACAUUAACAAAAUAAUUUAUCAGCAUAAAAUUGAAGUGUCUCAAGCAGCAGAUCCUCUUCUUGAGUACAUUGACAGCAACUUGGUGACACUAAACAUGGCAUUACUUUCCGGAGUGUUUAACAAAAUUCUAUUGAACUUUUGGGAGAUGUUUGUGGCUUCCUCAAUAGAAAUAGUAGAAAAAGAUUCUAACAAGUUACAAGCCUGCCAUUAUGACAGACUCAUCAAGUUGUUACCAAUUGUUAUGGAGUUUUUUUAUGGCGAUGGUAAAGGAGUUUCUGCAGAGAGUUUGACAUUUGAUUCAUAUACGAAACUUAUCAAGUUAACAAAUUUAAAUGCUUCGAGUACAGAACAGUUAAUAGAAGAAUAUUAUGUUAACAUGUGUGAGUUUCAGAAAACUGCUGACUCAUCUUUAGGACAAAUAUGUUUCAAAAUAUUUUAUUGCAAUCGUACAAAGACUUUAAAUAUAUAUGUGAUGAACUGUAAAAAGUUGUUACCUAUGGAUACAAGUGGUUACUCUGAUCCAUAUGUGGUUUUGCAGUUAAAGCCAGAUCAUUUGUUUCCUAAGCAGUCUACAAAAAGUACAAGUAUUCAAAAGAGCACAUUAUUUCCAUUGUUCGAUGAAAGUUUUCAAUUUGAUAUUCCACACCCUGAUUGCUUGAAAAAUGGUGCAACUCUUUUGUUUACUAUUUAUGAUAAAGAUCGACUUGAUGAUGACUUAUCAGGCGAAGUUUUUUAUGGUCUACAGGAUUUACCAGGUUUACACCAUGAUUCUGUGCAGGGAGCCUUUGGCUCUGUUCCUCAAAUUGAAAUGAACUUAUGUGUUGCCCCUUUAAUUGGUGAUUGUGUUAAAGUAUUGAAUAACCGACGCCCGAACGAUCAAUUAGCAUCGACCUUUUUAGACAAACAGAAAGAACGUCAUCAUAAAAUGAGUGAAAAUGUUAAAAGAGCGAAGCAACAACUUCAAAAGAUCAAGAAGUGAGUGAAAUCAAAUCUUAAUUUCAGAAUCUAUCAAAUGUGUACCUAAUGAAAAAUGAGCGAAAGUUUAAUUUUUUGAAAGAAGAUAUUUAGUUCUCAAAUUAUUUAUAACUAUUGAAUAAAUCUGCAAAAUUAGUAAAAGACAUACACUGUGUCUUUCAUAAUUUAAGAUAAUAUUAAAUUGGUAUAUAUGUAUAUAAAUGUAUAAUGUUAUUUCUACAAGUUUUAUAAAAAUUAUUGUAUAUUUUUACUGUAACGGAUUUUUUUAAAUAUUUUGCUU